AUGGGGGAAGAAGGCGGCGGCCGCAGCUGUGGGACCACUAGGGAGCUGCAGAAGCUGAAGCAGCAGGCGAUGGAGUACUACCGGGAGAACGACGUUCCGCGCAGGCUGGAAGAGCUGCUCAACUCCACCUUCUACCUCCAGCCUGCCGAUGUCUACGGGCACCUGGCAAACUGCUUUUCUAAACUUGCAAAGCCUCCCACCAUAUGCAAAGUCGUGGGGAAAAAUGUGCUGGAUGGACUGGGGCUUCCAACACUACAAGUGGAAAUAUUCUGCACCAUUCAAAAUUUUCCCAAGAAUAUAUGUUCUGUGGUGAUCUCAACUCACUUCGAAGUCCAUGAGAACGCUUUACCCGAGCUAGCUGAAGCAGAGGAAUUAGAAAGGUCAGAUGCCGUCAGCACUGCGGUGCGGUGGGUCAACGAAACCAUCACCGAGGAGCUUCAGGGCUUAGCUCCUUCCAACCAGGCUGAGGUGGAUCAGGUGCUCAGGACAUUCUUUGAAAGUAAAGUACAAGAAGAUAAGGAGAGAAAAGAAUUGGAAAAGAGCCUGGAAGACUCCACAGUGCCUACACCUUCACCUCUAACACCACCACUGCCUCCUCCACCUCCAGCCAAAAAAAAAGGACAAAAGCAAGGGAGGAAGGAUACUCUUACAGAAAAACCAAUUAUACCCCCAGAACCUGUUGAACCCAUACUCUGUGGCAGCAUGGCCAUAGGAGCUGUGUCACUGGCUGUUGCCAAAACCAGUGCCGUGCUGGGCAGUAAUCCUCUAUACUUAAAUAUUGCACUGCUGAAGCACCACCAGGAGCAGCCGGCAAAGCUAACUAUACCUCUCCUGAUGGUAUCUCUGGUCAGCUGUGGGAAGUCAUCACCUGGCAAGCUGAAUUUAAUGAAAGAAGUGAUUGGUAUACCCCAUCCUGGACUAACAGCUAAACAAGGUGUGGACAUGCUUCUGGAAAUUCAGAAACACAUUAACCAAGCAAUUGAAAUGUCCCCUCCUCCAAAACCAGAGACAAGAAAAAGUCAAAAUGGAGGCAAAAGAGGUCAACAGCAGAUCACCGGCAAGAUGUCCCAUCUUGGCUGUUUAACCAUUAAUUAUGACACCAUAGAGCAGCCACUGCUCCUAAUACAAGGAAUCUGUGCGAACCUGGGGCUAGAAAUGGGAACGAAUCUCCACCUAGCCAUCAACUGUGCUGCACAUGAACUGAUGGACUAUAGUAAAGGAAAGUAUGAAGUGAUGAUGGGAACCUACAAAAAUGCAGCUGAGAUGGUUGACCUGUAUGUGGAGCUGAUCAACAAGUUCCCUUCAAUUAUUGCCUUAAUUGAUCCUUUCAGGAAGGAGGACUCUGAACAGUGGGACAGCACCUACAAUGCUCUUGGCUCCAAGUGUUACAUAAUUGCAGGCACCGCAUCCAAAAGCAUCUCUAAACUUCUAGAGGAUGGGAACGUCGGCAUCCUCAGAUGCAGCGGGCUGAUCGUAAAACACACAAAUCAAACUACGAUGUCCGACUUGGUGGAAAUGACCAAUCUUAUUGACAGUAAGAAGCACAUCGCUGUCUUUGGAAGUGCAGAAGGAGAGUCGUCUGAUGACAGCCUUGUCGAUUUGGCCGUUGGACUUGGUGUCCGGUUUAUCAAGUUGGGAGGUCUUUCUCGUGGCGAACGGGUGACUAAGUACAAUCGCCUCUUUACUAUAGAGGAAGAACUUGUCCAGAAUGGAACACUGGGUUUCAAUGAAGAACACACAUUUUUCUACUUGAAUGAGGAAGCCGAAAAGGCUGCCAUGGCUGGUGAGCUUCCUGAGCCCCCGGAGCCCAUCUUCGCCACAGAAGUUGUGGAGGAAUCAGCCAAAACAUGAGUGUCUUCCAGACGGGCUGCACACGCCCCAGCUGACAGACACACCACUGUAUUGUUAGACUGGGAGCUCUCAAGUGUGUCUUCAUUUUGGUUUUGCUCUAAAACUUCACUAACUUGUGUGCUUUUUCUUCUUUUAAUUUCACUGUUUGGUGAAAUACAGAGAUAGUAUUUUGUCCGGAAUUAUACCUGUGAACCUUGUCUUCUGGCCAUCACGUUCCUAUGGGGAUCUUGUUUGUAUACGAGCUCUCCUGUCCAUUUUGGGGGGUCAUGACCUAGUAAAAGAGUACAAUAUUUUUGCCACCAACUCCACACUCAGUUCAAAUACCUCAUACUUUACAAGUCAGAACAUUUCUGAAAAAAAUCUUUCACACUAGGAGCUCUCUCUGCCAGGAAGGUGUACAUCUUCUGUUUCAUGGAUUUUUUAAGAGCGAAUAGCUUCCUCUCACUUUCCUACCCUUAAUUCCCUUUUCUUUGAUUCCCAUCUCUUUCUAAAUUUUAGUUGUUCAUCUAUCAUUUAUAUCUUUGGGGGUCUCCUCAGAUCCUUUUUGGAACAAGAAUGAGCAUAAGUGAGUAAACACAUCAAUGAAUGAAUAUUCUUAAAGCAA
This is a messenger RNA of Lagenorhynchus albirostris (white-beaked dolphin), 2455 nucleotides long. It is a transcript of the gene ENO4, whose product is annotated as enolase 4. Bases 1 to 1851 code for a protein of 616 amino acids. The transcript has 14 exons. Lineage: Eukaryota; Metazoa; Chordata; Mammalia; Artiodactyla; Delphinidae. Gene Ontology annotation, biological process: glycolytic process. Gene Ontology annotation, cellular component: phosphopyruvate hydratase complex. Gene Ontology annotation, molecular function: magnesium ion binding; phosphopyruvate hydratase activity. The record is from RefSeq and is a predicted model, not a curated record.